Cordyceps militaris CM01 is the source of this 369-nucleotide messenger RNA. RefSeq names its product ubiquinol-cytochrome C reductase-like protein. The transcript is spliced from 3 exons. The record is from RefSeq and is a predicted model, not a curated record. Bases 1 to 369 code for a protein of 122 amino acids. Gene Ontology annotation, biological process: mitochondrial electron transport, ubiquinol to cytochrome c. NCBI's taxonomy places the organism in Eukaryota, Fungi, Ascomycota, Sordariomycetes, Hypocreales, Cordycipitaceae.
AUGGUCUCCCUCGCCCCCUUUGUCCUGCGCCGCCCAUGGCUCACGAAAAUGUUGAUGCCCGCUGCCACCUGGUACGCCAAUGCCGCCGGCUACCGCAAGCUCGGCCUGAGAUUCGACGACCUCCUUGAAGAGGAGCGCGAGGCCGUCCAAAUCGCCAUCAAGCGCCUUUCCGACCAGGAGUCCUACGACCGCAUCUACCGUCUCCGCCGCGCCACCCAGUGCAGCUACCAGCACAAGCUGCUCCCCAAGGAGGACUGGACCAAGCCUGACGAGGACACCCCGUAUCUCCGCACAAUUAUUGCCCAGGUCGAGGCUGAGCUCGCCGAGAAGGACGCCCUCGACUCCAUGACCGUCAUCAAGAAGCACUAA